AAUACUGUAAGUCAUAGUAAUAACCAGUUCGGUUCUGCAGUAUUAACCGCUUAAUACUCAAACAUUCAUGUUGACUAAUUCAUCUAUACAUCGACAUUUUUUGAUGUAAACCCAAACAAACAUUUGACAUUCUGACUUCUCGCGUUAGUUUUUUGCUUUGUUCUGAAACGCGAGCUCCGCGUUUCUUAGCAACCACUGUCAACAGAAACGAGGAGUCUCGGUCACUGCACAGUUGAGCUGCAGAGCACGGUGUUGUAUAGUACAACACAACACCUAUUAAGGAUGGGUAAGAAGGUGAAAAAAGAAGCAGAGCCUCCUCCAAAGGAUGUGUUUGAUCCUGUACCUAUUGGAAGCAAAAACCCAGCCACAGUGGUGCUUAUGCUACAUUCUCCAGAACAAGAAGUUUUAGUCAAAGCAUGUGAAGCCAUGUACAAAUUUGCUGAAAAGGGAGACGAAAACAAAGCAACCCUUGUUGAACUUGGAGCUGUGGAGCCGUUGUCCAAGCUGAUAUCGAAUGAAGACAAAGCGGUGCGCAUAAAUGCAGUCAUGGCAUUGGGAGUCAUGGCUUCCCACAAUGAUGUUAAGAAGCUGUUGAAAAAGCUGGAUGUUAUACCAUCCAUUUUAGCAAGACUUGCACCAGCCGAAGACACACUUAUCCAUGAAUUUGCAAGUCUGUGUCUGGCCUACCUGUCUGUUGAAUACACAAGCAAAGUUCAAAUAUUUGAACUCGAUGGGUUAGAUACUCUUAUCCGCCUUCUUUCAAGCCCUGAUCCUGAUGUCAAGAAGAACUCCCUUGAGUGCAUUUACCAACUUGUUCAGGAUUUCCCAAGCCGUGCUGCCAUUCGGGAGCUGAAUGGAAUUCCACCCUUGCUUGAACUGCUCAAGUCUGAAUAUCCUGUUAUCCAGCAGCUAGCGCUGAAAACUUUAGCAACAAUUACCCACGAUGCAGAAACCAGAGUGGCACUCAGAGAGAAUCAGGGAUUUGAACAGCUCAUUGAAAUCCUGGGAAAUAAUGAAUUGAAUGACCUGCAUGUAGAAACACUUGUGGUGGUAUCAAAUUGCAUGGAAGACAUGGACACAGUGCAGCUGAUUCAGCAGACUGGGGGUUUAGACAAACUUCUCCAAUUAGCCGAAACAUCCACCCUUCCAGAGGUCCAAAUGAAUGCAGCUAAAGCCAUAACUAAUACAGCACAGAGCAAUGAAAACAGGAAAAUUCUGCAUGAACAAGAAGUUGAGAAAACCCUGGUAACCCUUUUGAGAGUGGCCCACGACGGACUCAGAACAGCAGCCUGCCAUGCUAUAGCCAUUAUGUGUGAGAACCUGGCAAGCAAGGAUGAAUUCAGGAAGCUUGCAGGAAUUCAGCCCAUUGUUCAGUUGCUAAACAGUGAAAAUGCAGAGGUGAAGAAGGCUGCAGCCUUGGCAUUAUCAAAUCUGACAAAUGCAAAUCACCUUAACGCUAAUGCUGUUAUUGAAGCUGAAGGCACUGAAGCUUUAGUACAACUGCUGACUGAUCAAAUGGUUGGAGCUGUGGCUUAUGCUGCUGAUGUGCUCACAAACAUGUGCACCCAAGAAGCUUUGCGCUCCAGUAUCCUGGCUCAGGGGGCCAUGCAGGCUCUGACAGAAGCACUGUGCUCCACCGACAGUCUUGUAUUAAGCAAAGUGGUGCUGGCAGUGGCAGCAUUAGCUUGUGAUUCAGAUGCAAGAACAGAGCUAAGAAAUGUGGGGGGGUUGGUGCCCCUUGUGAAACUGUUGAAUUCCAAGAAUGAUGAAGUCAGGCGUAAUGCAUGCUGGGCAGUCCUUGUCUGUGCCAGUGAUGAGCCCACAGCCAUAGAAAUGUGCAGAUUAGGGGCUCUGAACAUUCUUCAAGAAAUACAUUUAUCAACAAGUCGCAAAAAUAACUUCAGUGAGGCUGCUCUACAGAGACUGUUUGACAGCAACCUAUCCAUUAAAUACAGUUUUACUGGUUGCUUGUCAUCCAGCAACAAAAUCACCGAUGGGUUUUACGACUAUGGAAAGGUAAAACCAGACCAUAAAAUGAUUACAUUAGAAGAACUGUAUAAACAAAAAGUAAACCAGCAUCGUCCAGUUGUAUUCCUUAAUGCCAAACCACCUGAACCAGCCUUAACGGAACUGCCUCCUGUGGAGAACAAAUCGCCAGACAGUCCCGGUGGCCGCUCUCCAACUCCUAGCAAAAAUAGCAAUAAAGACAAAACUCCAAGCAAAGGAAAAAGUAAAGGCAAAAAAGAAGAAGAAAAAACUAAAGAGGAAGAGGAAAUAAAAAUACCACAAGAAGUGAUAGUUGAAAAGAAGCAAUGGCUUCUUCCAUAUGAUCCCAUAUUUCACAGCCUUAUCACUAAUGUUACCAAGUCAGUGUUGCCUUUACCCAAUACAAAGGAACAGGUGGUGGCCCUGGCAGUGUUUGUUGCGGAGAAAAUGGGUGGACCGGUAGAAAGAGAUAGACUUCAUGAAUUUUUCUGGGAACUUCAUGUCAGUGAGCUCAAAUUUCAAUUGCAAUCCAAUGUCAUCCCAAUUGGACAAAUUAAGAAAGGAACCUUCUACCAUAGAGCUUUACUAUUUAAGGCUCUAGCAGACAGAAUUGGCAUCAACUGCAGUCUGGUUCGAGGAGAGUAUAACAGGGCAUGGAAUGAGGUCUUGUUAGCUGAUGAAGUUCCUAAGGCUCCAGGAAAACUCUUUCCCCCCAAGGCAUAUGCAGUAGAUCUCAUGCACAGCCCUGGACACUUGAUGAAAAAAAAUAGCCCUGAGGCCAUUCAGUAUCAAUGCAUAUAAUGGAUUUCCUAAAGCAAUAAAUGUAUACCUUAAGUAAUUCUUCUAACCAAUUUGCCAAAAGUGUAUAACCAUAACAGAAUUGCAUAUGCAUAAAAGAUGUGGCCAACAUAACUGAUACAGUACCUACAAAAGAGUAUUUGUGGAUUUCUGAUACCUUCAUGUAUAAUUAAUAUAGUGUAAUUAAGUAUUGGCUAUUAAAAGUAUUACCUUUUUAAGUAA
Molecule: messenger RNA, 3006 nt
Organism: Acipenser ruthenus (sterlet)
Lineage: Eukaryota; Metazoa; Chordata; Actinopteri; Acipenseriformes; Acipenseridae
Gene: armc3
Product: armadillo repeat containing 3
Exons: 18
Coding region: 283-2787 (834 amino acids)
Molecular function (GO): protein binding
Source: RefSeq, a predicted model, not a curated record